AUGAGAACACACAGUCGAGAGAAGCCGUAUGAAUGUAAGCAAUGUGGGAAAGCCUUCAAAUGGCCCAUAUCUUUACAAACACACAUAAGAACACACACUGAAGAAAAAUCUUACAAAUGUAAGCGAUGUGGGAAAGCUUUCAUUUGGCCCAUAUCGUUACGUACACAUAGGAGGUCACACUGUGGAGAGAAAUCCUAUGAAUGUAAACAAUGUGGGAAAGCUUUCAGUUGGCCCAUAUGCUUACAAAGACAUAUGAGAGUGCAUGAAAGGACUCAUAGCAAAGAGAAACUCUAUGAAUGCAGGCAGUGUGGGAAAGGCUUCAAUCAACUCUUCUACCUUCGAAGGCACGUGAGAAUGCAUAGUGGAGAGAAACUUUAUGAAUGUAAGGAAUGUGGGAAAACCCUCAAGUGGGCCUCAUCCUUAACAAUACACAUGAGAAUGCACACAGGAAAGAAGCCCUUUGAAUGUAAGCAAUGUGGGAAAGCCUUCAAUUGGUCUAUCUCUUUACGAGCACAUAUGAGAAUGCACUCUGGCGAGAAACCCUAUGAAUGUAAGCAAUGUGGGAAAGCUUUCUAUUGGUCCAUAUCUUUACGAGCACAUAUGACUACACACACUGGAGAGAAACCUUAUGUGUGUAAGCAGUGUGGCAAAGGUUUCAAUCAGUUGUCAUACCUUCGACGGCACGUGAGAAUGCAUUCUGGAGAGAAACCAUAUGAAUGUAAACAAUGUGGGAAAGCCUUCAAAUGUCCCUCAUCUUUACCAAAACAUAUGAGAACUCACACUGGAGAGAAACCCUAUGAAUCUGGGUUAACGCGACGCCUCGCUAGCCAGAAGGAGCCAACACUAACUUCCCCCCGGGCGCCCAAACUGUCAAACCGCGGCCAGAGUCCGACUCGCCUCCUCAGCCGCUCGCGUUACCGCGAGACCUCGCUCAAACCCCACGCCUCGCCCCCAAGGUUCCUGGGAAAGGUUGCUAGCUCCGACGCUGACGGUGUAGACCCCGGACAUCUCUGGGAUUACUCCGGGCUCGGCGGCGACACUGGUGCCCCAGCUCUUCGCUUGCCCACCCGCGUCGGUCUCGGACCCCGUUGA
Molecule: messenger RNA, 1092 nt
Organism: Orycteropus afer afer
Lineage: Eukaryota; Metazoa; Chordata; Mammalia; Tubulidentata; Orycteropodidae
Source: RefSeq, a predicted model, not a curated record